Messenger RNA from Dermatophagoides pteronyssinus (European house dust mite), 1807 nucleotides. RefSeq lists its product as uncharacterized. Gene Ontology annotation, molecular function: zinc ion binding; nucleic acid binding. The record is from RefSeq and is a predicted model, not a curated record. Lineage: Eukaryota; Metazoa; Arthropoda; Arachnida; Sarcoptiformes; Pyroglyphidae.
GAGAUGGCGGUCAUCAGACGAAACGUUAAAUCAAUUAUGGUCCGACGGGUUAGCAGAAAACGAAGUACUUCGAAUCGAGUCAGAAAGUGACAACAUGAAAGUAAUGAUGCCCGAAUUUGAGAGUAGAAGAACAACAAAACAAACAUUAUUGCAACACCAGUCGAUAGACGACCUGUUCGGAGGUGCAUUAGCAUCAACAUUGAAAUUAAGAUCGCUUAUCUAUAAAAUCUGGACAAUGAAGUAUGAUUGGAACGACGAAUUAGAAGAAUCGUUACGAAACAAGAGAAUAUUAGACGACCACGAACUAUCGAAAUUUGUCAGUGCUAAUCAAGACGCUAUAGAUGCUGUGUGUUAUUUAUCGAACCAGAAUCAAAUAAGUUUUACGUAUGCCGAAUCCAAACUAAUCAAACCGACAAAAAUAGUAAGCGGUGAACUAUUGGUAUUUACGGUGGGCGAAAACAUCAGUCAAACGGUAUUGGAGAUAUUGCAUCUGAAAAGAACAAUGGUGCGGUCAGACUCGAUGGACAACGUCAAACGACUAGAGGAUGACAUUAAUAAAUCAUAUCGCUUGAAAUUAACCGAAAUCGUGAACGAACAACCGAUAUCGAUUAUGAUGCAAGUAACCAAAAAUGGCAGCAAGGAAAAAGGAUUUGAUAUCGCAAGAUGGGAUCUAACAACAAAACGGUCGUAUCAAUCAUGGGAAGAAUUAGUUCAAAAACAAUCAGAUGAAUGGAAAAAAUCAAUCUAUGACAACAACGAUGAACUAACAAUAUUGAUCAAAUUACAUCAACAGCAAUUUAUAGACGAACAAUUUGAGAAAACGAAACUGUGGUUCCAUGACGAAAGUGGUUUAGCAUGGUGUUUGACCAGAUUAGAGCGUAUGGAAUUAGAAUAUAACGAAAAAUAUCCGAUUGUAUGGCCAACGUGUGAACACAACAAAGCAUUCGUACGAUGUCUGCAUCAGAAUGAUGAGCAUGGCUCAGUGACGUAUUCAUUAUCGAACUUAAGCCUGAAACACUUUGUGCUUGGCGCCCAGCAAUUAUUGAUAACGAUAAAGAAACGAUGUGCAAAAUAUCGACAAAUAAGUAGUAAACCGUUAAAGGUGUUUACAAGAUUUUAUGAAAUAUUAGUCAAAGCUAUGACGAGUAGGCUUCGCAACAUUGUGUGGCAAACGGAACAAAAAACAAGAAAUAUGUUAUUAGCAUCGUAUCGAGUACAAUCCAUGAUGAAUAGUCGACCACGUAUGCAGACAGAAUUACAUAGAUUAACGAUGAAUCAUUUGGUAUACGGCAAUAAUCAACGUUUCCUAUUGAUAUCUCCAUGGAAAGACAUUGCGGAUUAUUUAUUGGUCAAGUAUUGGCAACGAACAGAAAGAAUGAUAAAUGGAGCGUAUCGAGAUGUUCAUCUAAAGAAAUUGCAGCUAUAUCGCAAAAAUAAUAAACAUUAUGAAUACGUGAACGUGGGCGAUCAAGUAUUAUUAGUCAACGACAAUACACCAAUUGGUUCCUGGCGUGCUGGUCGAGUAAUGGAAAGAAUCUCGAACAAAGAUGACGUUUACCGGACGGACAAAAUCCAAGUUGAUGGUCGAGUGGUUGAAAGGCCGGUGCGGAAGAUCGAGCUUCUCGAGGAAGAGGGGAAGAAUGUUGCCGAUACAACGAACAUGACUAACCAAACUGGUAUCGACAUCUACAGGACGUUUGAUUAUCGUCAGCUGAUGUGUGAUGAUUAUAAAAAGCAGAGUCGAUAAAACAUAGUGUUGUUGUUCUGCCGACAGUAUACGAUGAAUUAUAUUAUAUUAUUAUCAUGU